This is a messenger RNA of Nematocida parisii ERTm1, 675 nucleotides long. RefSeq lists its product as uncharacterized. The coding region runs from base 1 to 639 and encodes 212 amino acids. The record is from RefSeq and is a predicted model, not a curated record. NCBI's taxonomy places the organism in Eukaryota, Fungi, Microsporidia. The transcript has a single exon.
AUGGCUAUUUUAUUUACUCAAAUAGUAAGACCAUCUGACAACCGAAUAAUUGUGUCAGCAGAGUGCCCAUUGUCCAGAUACUUUGAAAGCACACACACUAAAGUAUUGGAUGACAUGUCUAGCAUACCAGGAAAGUUCCCAAAUGAAACACAAUUCUGCAGCACGCAGUCUGCCGAGGAGGGGAUAAUUAUAUACUUCAAGCAGUUUAAGAGUAUAACUAUUCUUAGCGCAGUGGAAGUGGGCCUUUCUAAAACCUCUAUUUCUUUGUUUUUUGAGAGGCUCAAGGACUUAUUUGAAAAGACUUAUGGGCUGGACGUACCAAGUGAUUUGUCUUACAUACGAUUUGAGGACGUGAUAAAAGAAGAAAGCAAGAAAUAUAGCAAAGACAGGGGGAUGGAAGAAACCUUAGAAACCUUGAAAGAAACCAAAGAGGUAUGCAUCCAGAAUUAUACAAAUGUCUUACAAAGAGGGCACAAAAUAGAGCAGUUAGAAAUGCUUGGUCAUAAGCUACAAAAUAUUUCAGAAAAGUUUAGAAAGAAGAGUAGGAAAAUGCAUGUAGAAGCAGUUGUUAUGCAGUAUGUAUUUUAUGCUUCUAUUCUUAUAAUAUUGUUCCUGAUUCUAUAUUUCUUUAUACGAUAGUCAUACAGUAUAAUAAAUUGUGCAUGAAAUAUAAUU